Didymella exigua CBS 183.55 is the source of this 757-nucleotide messenger RNA. RefSeq lists its product as uncharacterized. NCBI's taxonomy places the organism in Eukaryota, Fungi, Ascomycota, Dothideomycetes, Pleosporales, Didymellaceae. The record is from RefSeq and is a predicted model, not a curated record. The coding region runs from base 135 to 719 and encodes 194 amino acids. The transcript has a single exon.
GGCGGGACGUGCGCACACCGUCUUCCGUAGGUACCCAUGGCCGUACGGCCGAUGAGCCAGUUCAGCCGAUGAGCCACCCAGAACAUCACAACAUUGAGAUACCCACAACUUCAACGCGUCAUAACUCCACCACCAUGGAUCCAAUUCAAGAAGCGAUUGAAUAUUUAGAAUUGCAUAAAGCUGGAGAUAACUUGUCAUACCGCCAAGUCGCAAAAAUGUUUGGAGUUGACCGAACAACGCUGUCGCGGCGGCACAACUGUUAUACACGCUCAAAUGCAGAAGAAGCGCGCCAGCGACAGUUACUCAGCCCACAACAGGAGGAGGUACUUGUCAAAUACAUAGAAAGAUGCACAAGAGACGGCUUGCCACCCACUAGAAGCAUGCUGCAAAAUUUCGCCUCUGCGGUUACGAAGUGGGAGGUCUCUGAGAGCUGGAUUACUUGGUUUCUGCAUCGCCACGCCAACAAGCUUACCACCAAAUGGACCACCGGGAUGGAUCGUGAGCGCUUUUUAGCUGACAGCAAGCGCAAGUAUGAGUUGUACUUCAACCUAUUGCACUCCAAGAUGCGUGAGCACAGCGUUGACGAGCGCAACACGUACAAUAUAGAUGAGAAAGGCUUCUUUGUCAGCAUCAACAGUCACACUAAAAGGAUAGUCUCUAAGGCAAUUUGGGAGUUAAAAGAGCGCACUGCAGCGCUUAGAGAUAGCAACAGAGAAUAGGUAACGCUGCUGGCUUGCGUAUGCGCUUCUGGAGAGGC